AGUGAUGGAAGAUGCCUCUGCUCUAUUGGGUAUCAAUCCACCAGCAGCGGCGACUUGUGCUCGCAGCAGUUGUACGAUGUCUGCAGAGACGCAACAUCUCGUACACAAUAUGGAGACUGUUUUGACAAAUCUCAAUGGUCACUUCACUGCAGCCAUGAGGUGUGCCAAAGUGCAGAAGACUACUUUGGUUAUGAUGGGGAGUUAGGCUUGUGCAUUUGUAAAGAACCUUCCAGCAGAGCUGCAUGUGGAGGCCUUUGCAAGAGGAAACCUGCUGCUGAUCUGAAGCUGAAGUGUUUUUCCGAUGGAAGAAUGGAACUGGUGUGGAGCUCUGAUAAUCAGAUUUCUAGAGUCUCAGGCAGAGUGCUAGAGACGAUUUUUAACCAGUGGGACUUCCAAGGUAAUCUGCAGUGCAGCAGCCAAAACAACUUCUCACAUCCUGUCUACAUUCUUCAGACAACAGGUGAAAAGCAAGUUCUUUCUCUUCCACAUACAUACAUGUGCAAACACACACACAGCAAUUCCAGCAGCAGCAGGUUUGGUCUUCUUGCUUUCUGCUUGCAGAGGCAGGAUUUGUUGGUUCAGUCAGCAGCCUCCCAAAAGAACUUUUACAACUGUUUCCUGAAGAUACCAAUAGGGACUUUCAAAGCUCAGCUGAGGAAGAUUAUGAGGUUGCUGGAAAUGUCAGUUAUGAAGCCAAAGAAAGGUAUUUUCUAAAGUGGAGAAGUAAUCAGAGAAAAAGUAUGGAGGAAGGAGUUUCAAUCAUGACUGCAGUUCUGAACCCAACACUAUGUUUCCAUUUGGAUGAUAUUUUGCUGUUUACUGUAAACACACACCACUACCCGCAGUAUGAUAUAAACAACUUGUACAACACAAACAGCAACUUUGACUGGGGGGCCUUCAGACAGCUACAAGAAGAUUUGACCUUAUCCUGGGCUCCGCCCGCCUUAUUUUCUGUGAUUUUUAGUCAACCUGGGGUUUACGUUAUCAAACUGAGUAGCAACCAGCACAAACGUCUGUAUGUUAAAGUGAUGCCCAUGGGUGGCCAGUGUUAUGAGCCUGGGAUUUUCUACCCCACCACCCCUCGACACAUCAUCAGGUUAGGAAUCAACAGAAGACGAGAUCUGCUUCUUAGACCAGACUGGCUUUUGACUGGAGGACUGCUCUUAGGAGCUGUGGUCAUCCUCUGUGUAUGCAUUAUAGUGCUGAUCUUGUUUCGUGAAUAUGGGUGGCCGGAAAAAGAGUCAAUCAGUGUUCAGUAUCGAAUGUUGCAGCUUGUAUACCCAAUGGAUGACUACUCAUCAAAGGGAUCGAGGGUGAUUUCAUUCAGGAAAACUCACCGAAAGCAGCCCGCUAGCAUGACACAUGACUCUAUUCAGCCAGCAUGCACAGGAGCCCUGGAGGAGUUCUGGGAUUAUGAACACCAGGUGGAUCUGGAGGCUUUUAACAGCAACACUUUUUACUGCCUCCUACUCAAGCAGAGCCUUUCUGUGACGUCACGUCUGGGGCAGCUCACCACUGAGGUGAAGGAGCUCUAUCGAGGAGUUCUUGGGAAACUGCCGCUUCUCCACCCAUGCAUGAUGGCAGAGGAGAGGGUGGAGGAGCACUGUGAGAGGAUGAAGAAAGAGGUGGAGAGAGAAUUGGCGCGAAGGAAAUCUUUGGGCUCACAGCUGAGGACUCUGCUCGACAGUCAAUUACAGGUUCUGAUGAGGGAGCUGCAGGCCAAGAGAAGGGCUUACUGUGUGUUCAUGUCUCAGCUCAGAGAGUGCAGCAGACUUCUAUCAAAGAUUCACAACACCCACUCACCCACCUGUGAGCUGCACCAGAAAAUUUUGGUCCAAAAGCUCUCAGCCCUCAUAGAUGAAAUGGGGGAGCUGGUGUCAUCAGAGUGUCACCACCAGGGGGCGUGGGGCUUGUUGGCUGAAGGCACUGGAGCCAGGUUGCUGUGUCCUAACUCUGGAGGUGUCCUGACCAAAGAUGACCUCUUUGGACCUGAUGGGUCCCUGCGAGCCUCUCUGGCAAUUUACCACGAUGCAGUCACAGGCCUCAUAAGGCCUAACGCUCACAGCCACAUGCUGCUAAACAGUGGCCACACCAUGGCAGUGCCACCCAACUUCUUUCUUCACCCACAAACUGGCAGAGUAAUGCCAAUCAUUGGAAAUGUCGCCUAUGAUCCAGCCAGCUCUACAUUAGUGGCUACAACUGAUCUCUGCAGAGACGACAACAGAAAGUGGGAGAGUCCUCUUCUACCUUUUAUUCCUUACCCAACAUCCUGCCAUUCAGAUCGGCCCCUUCCCAGCAUUCCGAAUAAACCCCUCAGGCUGGGCCAGAGGUUACAUUUAGGCAUGACCAUGGCAGACCCUGACACUGGGGUUCCAGUGCCUACUUUGGCUAUGACCAUCCACCCACAAACUGGAUCAGUAUACCCACUGGGAAGGCUGCAUGUCUGCCCACUCACUCGCAUGCCACAACCCAUUCAGAUAGGCUAUCCCAUGCUGGACUCCAGGACUGGGAACAUUGUACUUACUGUUGGGGUGACUUUGGAUUCAGUAACAGGAGAUGUGCUGCCAGUGGGUGGAGUGAUGCUGGCUGAGUCCUUCUCUGAACCUCUGAGUGGGCGGAUGGUGAAAGUCGGAGGGGCCAGCAUGAGAGCUGGACAGGUGGUGCCGACCACAGGAGGAUACCAAAAUCUCCUGGAUACCAAGGUUUUGGCAGAAAUGUUGAAGGUUUUGGAUCACCUGAGGCCUCUAAUUGAGGAGUCUGCUUUUGAUCCAACUGUACCACUUCCACAAGCCUAUUCAGGCAAUGAGAAAGAAACCAGUCAACAAGAUCUUCUUGCCGCUGCUGCCAAAGAGCUGGAGCAAGCCUGGGGGAGGAGCCUGCACUGUCAGCUGCAGUUUCAGACCAGGCUGGAGAUGCUUCUAGAGAGCGCUAUUGGUCUUCAGCAGGAUGGAGGGGCUCUUGGAGAGAUGCAUGUGCCAGGUUCUGAUGUGUGUGUGCCAGCUCUGUUGGGAAUGGAUUACCCUGACCCACUGGGUUCAAGUCUCAGUGUGCCUGUGCUCGGGUGUCACACUGAUCCCAUCUCUGGGAAUACAAUGCCUUUGGCCGGAACAAUGGAAGAUCCCGGAGGAAAAGGCAUGGUGGCAAUCCGUUAUGGGUCCCAAACCAUUGAUCCAGUCACUGGGCUCGUGGCCACAGUUGUUGGGAUAAGAUUGGAUGUUUUUAAAAAAAUGCCUGUUCCUGUUACAGCUGCAUGCUGGCUUAUGAUGGCUGAACAAACCAACAGUGUCCAGGUUGAAGGGCUGCAGAGGGAGGCAUGUGCAAGAAACACUUACUGGCAGCAGCAAAGGCAUCGGGAGGAAGAAAUCCUUAUUGAGCUGGACUCAGCUCUGUUCCUUUGCCUCUGUGGAGUUACAGAUGUAGGCAGUUAUCAGUUUCAGUGGUCAGGGAGGCAGCUGAGGGAAGCAGCUGGAGAGCUGCAGGAUGCGGCAAACAUCGAGGCCCAGAGAAGAGCGGCUCAGCACUCCAUCUUGGCCCUUGUUUUACCCCAACACGUGCUACACAUCCUCUCAUGGGGUGACGGGGAAGAAUGGGAACAGGAUUGUGCUUGGCACUCAGCGCUCAUGUCGUGCCUCGAUAAGAUUGACAUUUGUAUGGAACAACUGCAGCAAAACCUGGCAAAAUGGAAGAUUCAGGCAGGAGAACGAUCUGCAAAACUUCAAAUUAUGGACAGAGAAGUUUGUCAAAGAGAGUUUUUGGAGCUGUGCAGCUCCAGACAGACAGACUUGGACACUGCUCUCAGUUUGUUGCAGUUUGUGAGACAAUUUUCCAAUCUGCGGGCGGAAACUGCCCAGGCUGUAUUGUGUGGGAAAUUUUGGUUCAGGGAAUACAACCUGCCUCUGUGCAGAGGACACGAGCCAAACAUGAAGCCACUUAACCUGCUCCAAGAAAGAGCUUUGCCUCUGUUGUUGAGGCUGAACCAACUUCUGGAAGAGAAGAAACCAACCAGCUCUUCCCCAAACACCUGCAAUCAGCACAUUUCUGGCUCAGAGGCAGUGCCAGAUAGCGGUUUGUCCACAGAACAGGCGUAUUGUUUAGAGACACCCUCAAGAGUCUGGACAGCAUCUGUGCCUGUAGUGAAAGGAAUCUCCAACCACUCUUUGAGAGAGCUGGUAAAUGUCAUUCAGUCUCAGGACGGCAGCCUGGAGGCCAGCGGGUUGCCAACACACAAGUCAAACAGACAUGCUGCUUCUUCUGGGGUUCACACUAGUGAGAGCCAACAGACACAAGAAUCUGUUCAAUGCACCCACAUUGCUAUUCCCGCAAUUCCAGAAGAGCAGUGGACAAAACUGGUGAAGUGUUCUCCUCUAUUCCAGCUGAUGAAGGAUAUAGACCAAGAGUUGAAAGUCUGGGCAAAAAAAGCAGGUUUUCUUGGAGGAGAGCCUCUUGACAAAGGCAAAGGUUUUGCAGAUGUCCUCGAUGCGCAGUGGGAGUGCGAGGGUGAGCUCAUACCGUUGGACCUGUCAGUCCUUAACCCCAGGGAGGCCCUCGUCUACCAACAUGGUCUCUUCUUGAUGCAUUCGUUGCACAAAGUGAAUCUGACUCCAGCUAUUUCUCUUCAAAUAGCAUCCAGUCUCCCGAACAACAACUACUCCAAUAAUGCUUUCAGAAAUUCCUUCUUUUAUCAGGAGGCAGAGGGGAGACUUUUUGUCCGUCGCCAGAGGCUCCGGUCUGUUGGAGGCUUCUCGCUUAUGCUACUUCACUGCUUGUCACAUGUUAAAACCAAAGACAUGAGUUCAGACACCAGCCCUCCUUUCCAGAGAGUUUUCUUCAGGACCCUACAAGAAAUCCUGGGGGAGCUGUUCAGAAUCAAACAGGACUUCUCUGAGGAGGAAGCUUCCACACUUACAGGGUUCCAGGAACGGCUUUGAAAACCAAGCAUGGGAUUGCUGUCGGAAGAUGAAAUUGAGAAAACGUGCAAAGAACAAAUCCUGGUCUCCAAUCUUAAAGAACUUUUGGUCAAGAGGGGUUCAGAGGCUGCCGAGAGCGGACAGGACCACAUUGCCUGACCAGAUUGUGACUCAAAUUCUGAAGUGAUGUGAAACAAAAAUCCUCUACAGUUUUUUCAUUUUAGUGAACAUUUAGCAUGCUAUAACAAUAAACAUUUUAAAUUAC
This is a messenger RNA of Oryzias latipes (Japanese medaka), 5172 nucleotides long. Lineage: Eukaryota; Metazoa; Chordata; Actinopteri; Beloniformes; Adrianichthyidae. The record is from RefSeq and is a predicted model, not a curated record.